Chinchilla lanigera (long-tailed chinchilla) is the source of this 2843-nucleotide messenger RNA. It is a transcript of the gene Smad1, whose product is annotated as SMAD family member 1. Lineage: Eukaryota; Metazoa; Chordata; Mammalia; Rodentia; Chinchillidae. Gene Ontology annotation, molecular function: DNA-binding transcription factor activity, RNA polymerase II-specific; I-SMAD binding; RNA polymerase II cis-regulatory region sequence-specific DNA binding. Bases 248 to 1645 code for a protein of 465 amino acids. The record is from RefSeq and is a predicted model, not a curated record. The transcript is spliced from 7 exons. Gene Ontology annotation, biological process: BMP signaling pathway; transforming growth factor beta receptor signaling pathway; regulation of transcription by RNA polymerase II. Gene Ontology annotation, cellular component: heteromeric SMAD protein complex.
GACAGAGGUGCAGUGUUUGAUGUUCAGAGUUACCUUAAAGAUUUCCUCACGCAGUGGGUUAUAUUAAGGUGCUGACUUUGGAUUACAUUAUAGAAGACUAGGAAUGAUAAUUUCUACUUUCAGAGCGUCAGACUAAGAAGCUAAAGAGAAGCCUUUGUAAAUAACUGGCACCUCUCCUGCUGUCCUUUUGCAUUUGGAGACCCCUUUGUUUCACGUUUCUGAGGAGUUUAUAACUAGUAUAGUCACUAUGAACGUGACAAGUUUAUUUUCCUUCACAAGCCCAGCUGUGAAAAGACUUCUUGGGUGGAAACAGGGUGAUGAAGAAGAAAAGUGGGCAGAGAAAGCUGUUGAUGCUUUGGUGAAAAAACUGAAGAAAAAGAAAGGUGCCAUGGAGGAACUGGAAAAGGCCUUGAGCUGCCCAGGGCAGCCAAGUAACUGUGUCACCAUUCCCCGCUCGCUGGAUGGCAGGCUGCAGGUCUCCCACCGGAAGGGACUGCCUCAUGUCAUCUACUGCCGUGUGUGGCGCUGGCCUGAUCUCCAGAGCCACCAUGAACUAAAACCGCUGGAGUGCUGUGAGUUUCCUUUUGGUUCCAAGCAGAAGGAGGUCUGCAUCAAUCCCUACCACUAUAAGCGAGUAGAAAGUCCUGUUCUUCCUCCAGUGCUGGUUCCAAGACACAGCGAAUAUAAUCCUCAGCACAGCCUCCUCGCCCAGUUCCGCACCUCGGGACAAAACGAGCCUCACAUGCCACUCAACGCCACUUUUCCGGAUUCUUUCCAGCAGCCCAACAGCCACCCAUUUCCUCAUUCUCCCAACAGCAGUUACCCAAACUCUCCCGGAAGCAGCAGCAGCACCUACCCUCACUCUCCUACCAGCUCAGACCCGGGCAGCCCCUUCCAGAUGCCAGCUGAUACGCCUCCACCUGCCUACCUGCCACCUGAAGACCCCAUGACCCAGGAUGGCUCUCAGCCAAUGGACACAAAUAUGAUGGCGCCUUCAUUGGCCUCUGAAAUCAGUAGAGGAGAUGUUCAGGCAGUUGCUUAUGAGGAACCAAAACACUGGUGCUCUAUUGUCUACUAUGAGCUCAAUAACCGUGUGGGUGAAGCGUUCCAUGCCUCCUCCACAAGUGUGUUGGUGGAUGGCUUCACCGAUCCUUCCAACAAUAAGAACCGUUUCUGCCUUGGGCUGCUCUCCAACGUUAACCGGAAUUCCACUAUCGAAAACACCAGGCGGCAUAUUGGAAAGGGAGUUCAUCUUUAUUAUGUUGGAGGGGAGGUCUAUGCCGAAUGCCUCAGUGACAGCAGCAUCUUUGUGCAAAGUCGGAACUGCAACUACCAUCAUGGAUUUCAUCCCACUACUGUUUGCAAAAUCCCUAGUGGGUGUAGUUUAAAAAUUUUUAACAACCAAGAAUUUGCUCAGUUAUUGGCACAGUCUGUGAAUCAUGGUUUCGAAACAGUGUAUGAGCUCACAAAGAUGUGCACUAUACGCAUGAGCUUCGUGAAGGGCUGGGGAGCAGAAUACCACCGCCAGGAUGUUACCAGCACCCCCUGCUGGAUUGAGAUACACCUGCAUGGCCCACUGCAAUGGUUGGAUAAAGUUCUUACCCAGAUGGGUUCACCUCAUAAUCCUAUUUCAUCGGUGUCUUAAAUGGCCUCGGGCUUCUGCCUCUUGAAAACUAUUGAGCCUUGCAUGUACUUGAAGGAUGGAUGAGUCAGACACAAUGGAGAGCUGACAAAGGAGCCUUGAUAAUACUUGACCUCUGUGACCAACUGUCGGAUUCAGAAAUUUAAAAACCUUGGUAACACACCGUUGAUAUCAAGAACCUGUUUAGUUUACAUUGUAACAUUCUAUUGUAAAAUCAGCUAAAAUCCAGACUCUUAGCAGGAUGUUGUGUGUAGUUAAAGAAGAGAUGGCCACGCCAAGGACAAACUGUCUAUUAGAAAAAUAGUCCUAAGAGAUGCUUUUGUGUUUGGCACUUUAAGGUCAUCAGUUGGCAGAAGUUUAGCAUUAAUAGUCUUUCUGAGGUGUGUUUUUAUCAGGGUUAGAGCCCAUGUUCAAACUUUUCAUGGGUUUUCAUAAUAUUUUAAAACUAUUUGUUUAGUAUUGGUUUUUUUUUUAAGUAAAGGUUAAUCUUUAUGAUAUACAUAGUAAUCUUUCUAAAAUUGUAUGCUGACCAUACUGCUGUCAGAAUAACGUUAGGCGUAUGCUCUUUGCUAAAUAUGUAUGUACAGAAUAUUUGGAAGUUAAGAAUUGAUUAGACUAGUGAAUUUAGGAAUAUUUGAGGAGGGCAGGGGGAGGGAAAGGACAACUGCAGAUGUAGACUAUGCUGUAAAAAUUCAGUUUGUUGCCUUAAACAAGCUGAUGUCUGAAUUUUGCUGUGUUUCGAUCUUUUAGAGAUUUUAUCCUAUCUUUUUGUUUUGUUUUGUUUUUUGGCAUUCUUCUAUCCCAUCUUCUCCACAAGAGAUUAUACAGCUGGUUAAUUCAUAUGAUAGUGACAGUAAAUGAGUAAUUCCUGCCCUAGUGAAAUUGACUGCCUGUAUAUUUCAAUACCAACUGUACGGAGUGCUUGAAUUUAAUAAGCAGUUUUUAUGGAGUUUACAUUACAGAAAUAGGCUUUAAUUUUCAGGUGAAUUGUUUGCCAAACCUAGCAACUCUGUCAAAUGAGGAUUUAAACCCAUUUCAAACUUUUUUAAUUUUUUUGUAUUCUGUUUGGUUUUUUUCUUCUGUUAAUCUUUUAUAUUCACUUAAUGCUCUCAUACAUGAAUACUUUUAUUCCAAAACUAGUGGGUUUUCUCUACUGGAAAUUUUAAAUAAACCUGUCAUUAUUGCUUACUUUGAUUAAAAA